CACCAAGAACUCUUCGUGCUGCCUCGUUGGAAAGCACAUAAAGCUAUUUUGUUUGGAAGGGAAAAACCGAUCAAUACAACAGCCUCGGAUAACUGUUAUUGUACAGCACUGAUGUUCACGUCUCAGGAAUAUCAUCUAGAAAUCCGCGAGGAACUCGUAACUGCAUAUAUGCCAUCCCUUCUUAAUGAAAUAGAAGGAAGUCAAAUGAACGGAGUGAUUAUCCCAUACGAUUUAAGUUCAUCCUCGUACAAGAGCUUUUCUUUCUGGCAAGACGACGAUGAUGAUAAUGAUAAUGAAGUG
Molecule: messenger RNA, 300 nt
Organism: Loa loa (African eye worm)
Lineage: Eukaryota; Metazoa; Nematoda; Chromadorea; Rhabditida; Onchocercidae
Exons: 3
Source: RefSeq, a predicted model, not a curated record